AUGGUGCCUGGCAGCAGCAAGGUGCACAUGGUGCCUGGCAGCAGCAAGGUGCACAUGGUGCCUGGCAGCAGCAAGGUGCACAUGGUGCCUGGCAGCAGCAAGGUGCACAUGGUGCCUGGCAGCAGCAAGGUGCACAUGGUGCCUGGCAGCAGCAAGGUGCACAUGGUGCCUGGCAGCAGCAAGGUGCACAUGGUGCCUGGCAGCAGCAAGGUGCACAUGGUGCCUGGCAGCAGCAAGGUGCACAUGGUGCCUGGCAGCAGCAAGGUGCACAUGGUGCCUGGCAGCAGCAAGGUGCACAUGGUGCCUGGCAGCAGCAAGGUGCACAUGGUGCCUGGCAGCAGCAAGGUGCACAUGGUGCCUGGCAGCAGCAAGGUGCAUGGUGCCUGGCAGUACCACCCAACAAGAAAACCAUCUUUGGACACCUGUGGCCUCCUCGCCCUCAACAGGUGGAAGAUUACGAGCUUCAAGCUUGCCAAGGAUUUGAGCCUAGACCCUAGCAACCCUUCGCCCUAG
Hyalella azteca is the source of this 513-nucleotide messenger RNA. RefSeq lists its product as uncharacterized. The coding region runs from base 1 to 513 and encodes 170 amino acids. The transcript has 3 exons. The record is from RefSeq and is a predicted model, not a curated record. NCBI's taxonomy places the organism in Eukaryota, Metazoa, Arthropoda, Malacostraca, Amphipoda, Hyalellidae.